This is a messenger RNA of Heterotrigona itama, 3334 nucleotides long. The record is from the annotation of a GenBank genome assembly. NCBI's taxonomy places the organism in Eukaryota, Metazoa, Arthropoda, Insecta, Hymenoptera, Apidae.
AACUAUUCGAUGCGUUAAGCGUGCUCAUACACGCACUAAUACAUCAAAGAGUAGCUUAGACGUUGCGUUACGGAAUAUUAAAUUAGUCGUGUGUAGUAUGAAAAUACAACUGCCACAUUGCCUUAUAAAAUAUGGGAGAUAAAGAGCAUCAUGUGCACUUCAGUGGGGGGAGUAGCCUCGGAAAAGACAACAAUAUUAUGGUACAACCUCAACGACAUGGACAGAUAGAUGCUCAUCUUGGAUUUUUACAACUUUAUCACAGAUAUCACGUGGAAUUCUCAAUUCCUUGGAACUUGUGUACACACAGAGAGCGAAGAAGUUCCGCACCAGCAGUGGUCACAGGACCUCAUAAUCCCAAUUGCCAUGUUAUAGACAUGAUACAUGAGAAGGAAGGCCUAAAGUUAAAGAUAGAACUACUAGCAUAUAAGGAGAAGAUCUUGAAGGAAGAAGUGCAAAUAAUGUGCUGCAAAAAUGGAACACCAUUGAAAAUCCAGUUGAAUACACGCGUCUUGGGGAAAGACAAGGGCAGGCCAUUGCUGAGGAAUGGGAUACGCAGUAUCGCCGUGGAACAAUCAAACGAAGAUGAGGUGCUGGGUACGAAAUUGAGGGCAUCUUUGAGCAUGCAAAACCAACAGAGUCUCUGAAGAAUAUUCUGAGAUUGGGACACACCAAGGAGCGUAUGUAUCUAUUUGAAGACGUAAUGUAACAGGGGAUAAAAUCUGAUGACGAGAACGUUCCUUAUUUCGAACUUUAAUCGUGCAAAACGCUGGAUCGCGUUGCAGUGAAAUUAGUCGUUAGUUAUCAAUGACCAUUACAUAAAGAAAUCACAUGCACAUUAUGUUCAAUCUCAAGUAGCGUAAAAUGUCUUGUCUGUCGAGAUCAAUUUAACCACACAAUAUAUUUCAAGCUGCACGAUGUAACUUUCGAAAUAUGCGAUGUUUCAACGAAAAUGGAAGAACUCUUUGAAUUUAUUAUAAUCGGUACAGGCCUGUAUCACAACCGCAAGACUUCUUUCCCUUUCUGCGUCGAGGAUUAUUAUAACGAUAAUUUCGACGCAAGAAAACAGAAAGAUGAAGUGUUCCUUUAAUCGGCCUUUUUUUAGAGGAUCACAUCGAGAUAUGUAUAAUUACAAUUUAUCGCUAAGUACCGCAUUUGCCUACUGUUCCUUCUCAAACGAAUACGUAUCACACAAUGCCUACAUAUAUAUAAAAAUCUAUUACAUCUUCUAAUAUCUAUCGAUGGUCUAUCCGUAAUAACAAAAUUGUAUUUUAUUAUCGUUUUACAUGGAGCAUAGAUUUUAACCGAUAAGAAUAUAUCACUAAUCAAAAGCUGUUCGCGUUAUGAAUGAUAAUAAUACUGUUUUCUAAUUCCUUGCUAAGUUGAUACGAAUUAUUAAAAUGGACGAUUUGAAUGGAAGUAUCUUUUUUUUUUAUUAACAUUCAUUCCGUAUUAAACCUUGCUAUUUGUACCCUUAUUCGGAGAUUGAAGUUAUAGUUUAUUCAAAAUUAAUUGGCUAAUCAAGCAAAUUUUACCAUUUAGCAAUGACUCGUAUUACAUAUAUAAAUGUGUAUUUGAAUAAACUAUAAUUUUUGUACGCCGUGUUAUGCGCCAAUACAUAUUUCACUAAUCAUAAAUAUUUGCUUUCUAAUUAUUACAAAAAUUACAAUUUUCAACUUUUUAUGUUCGCAUUUGCUUAACAUGCGUAACAUGUAACAUUUCAUUGUUUUUAAUGGCUUGUUAUUGCUGGUGAUUUCUCAGAAUAACACGUUGAAAUGUAGCUAGCAUCGAAAGCUUGACUGUUUCAUGGGAAUACCAGUUGGUCCAUCAACAAAUUCGCAAAUGUUGAAACCAAGUCUGGCCAGAGGAUGACAAUUACUUCUUGGAUUGCCCCACUUGCCUCUAAAAGUCAUCCAACUGGGUAAAAUGCUAUUAUCCGUUUUUAGAAGCAAUUCCAUCUUCUUCCACGUGGGCCAAGCGGUACCAAAGCCACUCUCGUCAUAGAGACGGGGCAAUCUGACAAAUUUGUGCUUCCCUGGUGCUGUCCAGAGUCCGUGAGAUCCUCGCGCACUGAAUAAUAUCGGAUGAGAGCCGCCAGCAGUGAAAACCCUUUCGGGAAAUAUAGGUUUCUGGAAGAUGCCUUUUCUCGUUUCUUGGCUCUCGUAAACGAAAGUUCCGCUUCGCAGAUCGUAUCGGUAAAAUGCGCCUGCAUCGUGAGCAGACACGUACAUGGCUGAUGGGUAAUUUGCAUCCUUAGUUUAAAAAAGAAAAAAAUAGUUUUGUAUGAAAAAAAGGUACUCUAACCAAUACUGAGAUUUCCACAGAACUUCUUUGCCAAUACAAAUGAAAAUAAAUUAACAAAAGAGACAGUGGCAUGUACCUUAAAGUAAAGACUCAUGUGUUCCCAAUCGCCCACAUGAUUGCCAUAUUCCUUGAGUAUCCCGAGACACAUGCCACCUACCGUGGGUAUCGGCCAGCUACCAAAAAAUCCAAGAUCCAGAACACAGACUGCCUUUCCCUCGCUGAACGGAUAGAACAUCCAAUAGGUCACGUGAAAGUGCAACUUCCGAGACUUGUUUGCUUUUUUCCUUUUCUUCUCAAAAUUGCCAUGCUUCUACAAAUAAUUUUAUAUAAAUAACCGUUGUUGUCAAAAUAUUUUCAAGUUCCUUGAUCUUUAUUCUAAUAGCUACUAUCUAAGUUAUUAUUUCUUUUUAAUAUUUUUCUUUUAACACAUCUACUUCUCUCCCCACUAUAUCUCUCUUAUCGUGUAAUAAUUUUUUAUAAAUAAAUUCCUUUGUUCCGUUUACCUCUAGACUCUGUUUGGUAUCGCUUUUCCGUGUUUGUCCUGGGAAAUCGUUGGUGAGGAUCAUGGACGACUCGAAAUCAUCGAUCUGCAUGUUCCUCGAUGAUAUCAACAUCUCGUCCCCCUUUCUUCGCGGCUUUUUUUCGUCCCUUAAAUUUAUCAUGUGCGCAGAGACGUCCGGAGCAACGCAGUUCUUGAUCACAGCAUAAACCGGUACUGUCGCCGCUGGUUUCCGGCCAUAUAGGAACGACGAUCGAUUCCUUAACAGUACUUCUGCCAAUGUAAAAUCGUUCUAUAUAACUUGGCUUGAAUUGGCCAUAAUCGUAAAGGUUUUUUUCUCAUUUGUCAUUUACCUACGUCGACUUUGGUGCGAAGGUAGCCGUCGUCGAAUUCCAUAUUGUCGAGGAACUCAGGUACCCCAAGGGGUAAAAAGAGUUCACCAGGUGCAAGCCAUACCAGAGGCGCCCAGUCUUGUACUAAUCCUUUUACUGCAAUUUAAUUUAGUAAAGACAAAAGAAAAAGAAGAAGAAAGAA